Molecule: messenger RNA, 357 nt
Organism: Necator americanus (New World hookworm)
Lineage: Eukaryota; Metazoa; Nematoda; Chromadorea; Rhabditida; Ancylostomatidae
Exons: 1
Coding region: 1-357 (118 amino acids)
Source: RefSeq, a predicted model, not a curated record
AUGAAAAGAUGUUCUCCGGUCCUCAACACUGCCAGUGGAAAGGCUGUCGGUGAAGCAACCUUUCCAAUUUGGAGGGAUCACUUCAAAACCUUGCUGAAGCGGCAAGCACCGUCAGCUCCUGAACUGGAGCACGUUCAUAGGCCGUGUUCAUAUGCGGUUAACGAGGAAUCACCGACCGAAUUGGAGGUUCUCGUCUGUAUCCAAAAGAUGAAAAAUCAAAAAUGUGGUGGAGACGACGGGAUUAGCGCAGAAAUGCUGAAAUAUCAUCCUCCAUCUGAGAUUCGUGAGAUGACAAAGAUUAUCCGUUCAAUAUGGAUAGACGAAAGAUACCUGAUUCGCGGGGACACGCUAUCAUAA